Molecule: messenger RNA, 813 nt
Organism: Marasmius oreades (fairy-ring Marasmius)
Lineage: Eukaryota; Fungi; Basidiomycota; Agaricomycetes; Agaricales; Marasmiaceae
Exons: 8
Coding region: 1-813 (270 amino acids)
Source: RefSeq, a predicted model, not a curated record
AUGGUCUUCGCCGUCUGCAUGAUGGUCCUCAAACGACGAAACAAGACUCCCCAGCGAACGUUCCACUUCACAUCGAUGAUAUCCCUAUUCGUACUGGCGACACUUGGCCUUGUAAUCAACACCACUCUGGCCGUCACGCAAGCUGCGAGUUACUUCUAUCUAUGGGCUGGCAAGGACAGCGUGCAGCCUAUGCUGAGGGUGGUUCAUAUGGUCCCGGGCUUCAUGAUUGCGUCGACCAUUUUGACGAUGAUGGCCAAUAUCCUGGCAGAUGUUGUCUUGGUCUUCCGGUGCUAUGCACUAUGGGACUUCCGGAAGAGUGUGAUAAUCGUUCCAACCAGUGCUUGCAUUCUCUCUAACGGUAUAGUCUCAAUGGCCAUAACGAUUUCUUCACACUUGAUCCCGGGCUCCUCGCUUGCUAAAUGGGGCGACCAAGCAGCACGUCUCGAGGAUGUAUACUACAUCCUGAAUGCGUUGAUUAAUAUUGUGUUGACAUCGAUGGUCGCCAGGAGAAUAUGGUUGUCGGGGGCUUAUUCCCGACAUUAUUCUACUACCGGAGAAGCACUGAAGAAACGAUACGCUUCAAUCUCUACAAUUAUCUUACAAUCGGCACUAAUUUAUCCGCUGAUCCUAGUCAUUUCCGUCCCUUUCACUCUUUUCCCUGCGUUAGCGGGGUGGGAUGUAUAUCCUCUGUUGAUCCAGGUCGCGGGAAUCUGUCCUACUUUGAUGAUCGUUCGAGUUGGGCUUGGAGUUGGUGUCAUGGCUGGGAACUCCAGUGGGAGUUUUACUUUGAACGUUAGUGGGGUUGACGAGUAG